CCCCCUUCCAUCGCAACCUACACCCUGGGCUCAGAAUCCGGAUGAGUAAAUCGCCUGGUCAUCUCUUUCGUGGGAAUUUUUCUAGCUUUUCCAUUUUUCUCUUUUGUUUCCUCUAUUAGCUUAUUGUUAGGCACACGCAAGUACUACUCUAAUGGAGAAGAGUCGAGACGGAGGAGGAGGCGGGAUCAAGCGCUAAGCCGGAAGGGGUGAACCCGGCAGUGAAAGUGAUCCGGUGCCUGUCGGGCUGAAACGUACUGGACCACAGAAGGUUCUGACCUCCGAAACUUGGAAAACACAAAGAAGUAGAAAAAAAAAAGGAAGCAAAAGGAAUCUAUAAUCCCACAACUACAGAUCAUCUUAUUAACAUUUUGGAUCUCAACUAAAAGGGAAGCACCUUCGAAGAGUGAUUGCAUAGUUGGCAAUGAAGAGCACUGAAGUCUGAACAGGCAAGCUGCGUUCACCUCAGCUCUGUCUCUAUCUGGCAGAAUGAAUAAUCAUGAUUAAGUUACUUGACUUCCUUGGGCAUCUGGAUACCUAAGAAUUAGACAAGGAAAUGCUGAAAUGAAUCGUCACCUGUUUGUUUGGCUUUUUAGACAUCCAUGUCUUAAUGGUCACCACCAGUGCCAUGUCCAUCUCCAUUCUCAUCAACUUACACAGAUACCUCUUGACACAAGGCUGUGGGUUUUUAGACGAAACAGGAAUCACAUUCUCCAUUGUCUGUUAAGUGAGAAUUGGUCCAGGAGAUAUUGUCAUCAAGAUACCAGGAUGCUCUGGAAGCGUAAAGCACUACAGAAAUAUAUGGAGGACCUGAGUAAGGAGUACCAAACACUUGAUCAUUGUUUGCAGCAUAUCUCUGUGAGUGAAGCAGACCGGAGGUCCUUGAGUCAACGGCAUGCUGAGCUGGCACCGCUUGCAGUCAUUUACAAAGAAAUUCAGGAGGCUGAACAAGCCAUUGAAGAAUUAGAAUCAAUGUGUAAAAGUCUGAAUAAACAAGAUGAAAAGCAGUUACAAGAACUUGCUUUGGAAGAGAGGCAAACCAUUCUUCAGAAAAUCAACAUGUUAUACAGUGAGCUUCUCCAGAGUCUAGUGCCAAAGGAGAAAUGUGACAAAAAUGAUGUUAUUUUAGAGGUGACAUCUGGAAGAACUACUGGAGGUGAUAUCUGCCAACAAUUUACCCGGGAAAUAUUUGAUAUGUAUCAGAAUUAUUCAAGCUACAAACACUGGAAAUUUGAACUUCUGAAUUAUACACCAGCUGAUUAUGGUGGGCUACAUCAUGCAGCUGCCCGAAUUUCCGGUGACAAUGUCUAUAAGCAUUUGAAGUAUGAAGGUGGGAUUCACCGAGUUCAGCGAAUUCCUGAGGUGGGCCUGUCGUCAAGGAUGCAGCGUAUUCACACAGGAACGAUGUCAGUUAUUGUCCUCCCUCAACCAGACGAGGUAGAUGUGAAAGUGGACCCCAAGGAUUUACGAAUAGAUACAUUUCGAGCCAAAGGAGCAGGAGGGCAGCAUGUUAAUACAACUGAUAGUGCUGUCAGACUUGUCCAUGUCCCCACAGGACUUGUAGUAGAAUGCCAACAAGAACGAUCACAGAUAAAAAAUAAAGAAAUAGCUUUGCGUGUGUUGAGAGCUAGACUCUACCAGCAGAUUAUUGAGAAAGACAAGUGUCAACAACAGAGUGUGAGAAAACUGCAGGUGGGAACAAGAGCCCAGUCAGAGAGAAUUCGGACAUAUAAUUUCACCCAGGAUAGAGUCACUGACCACAGGAUAGCAUAUGAAGUUCGUAAUAUUAAGGAAUUUUUAUGUGGGGAGAAGUGCCUGGAUCAGCUGAUUCAGAGAUUGCUUCAAUCAGCAGAUGAAGAAACCAUUAAUGAAUUUUUGGAUGAAAACCUUAAAUCAGCAAAAUAAAUACUGAUUUAUAAUUUA
Molecule: messenger RNA, 1920 nt
Organism: Kogia breviceps (pygmy sperm whale)
Lineage: Eukaryota; Metazoa; Chordata; Mammalia; Artiodactyla; Physeteridae
Source: RefSeq, a predicted model, not a curated record